Triticum turgidum subsp. durum (durum wheat) is the source of this 1977-nucleotide messenger RNA. NCBI's taxonomy places the organism in Eukaryota, Viridiplantae, Streptophyta, Magnoliopsida, Poales, Poaceae. The record is from the annotation of a GenBank genome assembly.
AUGAGUCUCUCAGGUGCUGUGGGAUGGUGGGACGAGUGGCAGCUGCGCAUCCUUGUCCUCGCCAGCCUCUUCAUGCAGUACCUCCUCUACCUCUGUGUAUGGCUGCGUAGAUCUCCUUCCAUGUCUAGGAUGAGAGUGCUGGUGUGGAUCGUUUACAUAGGCAGCGAUGCCGUGGCGAUCUACGCCCUCGCAACCCUCUUCAACCGCCAGAAGCGGACAUUGGAUGGGGGGAGCACCGCCCUGGAGGUUCUAUGGGCGCCUGUCCUCCUCAUCCACCUGGGCGGCCAGCCAUUCAUAAGUGCCUACAGCCUCGAAGACAAUGAGCUAUGGAAACGGCAUACCAUAACCCUGGUGUCUCAGGUCACGGUUGCCUUGUACGUCUUCUGCAAGUGGUGGUCUGGCGAGAAGAGGUUGCUGGCAGCAGGGGUCUUGCUCAUUCUAUUUGGCAUCCUCAAAUUCGCCCAGAAGCCAUGGGCCCUCAGGACCGCCAGCUUUAACAGCAUGCCGGCUUCGCUUGAAGUGGAACAUAAAGGGCGUACAUAUUCGCUUGAAGAAUAUGUACAAGAUGCAAAGAAAUGUCUACUGGACACGGAGAAGUCCGGGGGAAGGUAUGGGCUUAGAUCACUAAGCAAUUAUAUGUUUGUUGAUCGGUCUGUUCCAUACUCUCUUCGGAUUAAAGUCCUGUCAGGAUUUAUGCACAGUAAAUAUGAGGAUGAAUACAAAGAGUUGCGGUCUAGGCUUGGAGAUACAUUCAGUAUGCUGUACACCAGAGUACAAUCCUUUGGCACUAUAUAUGGGUCCGGCUUCAUGUUUUUUCUUCCAUUCCUGGCCUUAUCUUCUAUAGUGCUUUUGGCCACGAGCCGCAAGGAUGGCCACGAGGAGAAGGACAUCACGGUGACAUACAUCCUAUUCUGUUUCACCGCCAUGCUGGAGUUCCUGCUUCCUUGCAUGGUUUUGUCCUACAUGAUUUUGGCCCAGUGCAUUUCAUCUUUCAGUGGGGGGUUCCUUAUGAAGCAUUUUGAAGGGUGGCACGACAUGGUAUCUCAGUGCAACAUCAUGUCCUUCUGUGUUCGCAAGAAGAAUCCCACAUUCUUGAUGAAGCUUGCUGCCUUCAACUUUCUAAGGGAGUUUGUUAACCAACAUUGGUAUAUUAAAAAAGAAGCUAGAGCCUACCAAAUCACGGGGGUGGUUCGCCAGCACGUGGAAGAUGGUUGGAAUAAUUACAUAUGUGGCGCCGAAAGUUACAGGAAAUUCAAUGAGCUUCGAGGCCAGUGGGCUCUAAGAAGACACAAGCAAAUAGGGUGGAGCUUGAAGAUGAAUUUCGACAAAAGCGUCCUCCUCUGGCACAUUGCCACGGACCUCUGCUUUUACCACCCCAACACAUCCCAUCAAUGUCGUCAACAAGCAGAAGCCACAUUGCGCAGCAGGGAGAUAUCCAACUAUAUGAUCUACCUGCUUCUCAUCCGUCCUGAGAUGCUAAUGCUCGGCAGCAGAUCGGAUCUCUUCACCAUGGCCAGCAACCAAAUUGGCAAGGACAUGACAGAAGAAAUUCUUGCAGGGGAGAUUCUUAGCAUGCCCCCAUCUUCAGAUAACAUGAUUUCCGACGCACGUAGGCUCGCCCGAGAACUUAUGAUGCUGGAUAGUGAGGAAGAUAGGUGGAUAGUGAUCCAAGGUGUGUGGGUGGAGAUGCUCUGCUAUUCCGCCAGCAGGUGCAGGGGCUACCUCCACGCCAAGAGCCUGGGUGAUGGCGGGGAGUGUCUCACCACUAUCUGGCUCCUCUUGGCGGUGAUGGGGAUGGAGACCUUGGCGGACAGGAAUCACAGGCCAAAGUUUCAGGACGAAGAAGAGAAAGUAGAAGAAAUAGAAUUAGAAGAAGCACUUCCCGUCCACAAGAAGGAUGAGAAGAAGAAUCACAUACUUCCUUCCUGUUCCCAAGGCAGAGCCGGUCACCCCGCUCACGACGACCGCCUAGUCUAA